This is a messenger RNA of Xiphophorus couchianus (Monterrey platyfish), 2802 nucleotides long. Its product is annotated as carcinoembryonic antigen-related cell adhesion molecule 1-like. The transcript has 7 exons. The coding region runs from base 59 to 1273 and encodes 404 amino acids. Lineage: Eukaryota; Metazoa; Chordata; Actinopteri; Cyprinodontiformes; Poeciliidae. The record is from RefSeq and is a predicted model, not a curated record.
AACAGUACUCAGUGAGGGAAAGAAGCAUCGCCUUCAUUCUUACACUCAGUGAAUUAACAUGAAAACAUCAAUUUUAUUCUUCAUCCUCCCUGGAAUUAUAAUAGGUUUAUCUAAUGGAGUUGGUGUGUUACCAGAUGGUCCUCUGAUUGCCUCUGUUGGAGGGACAGUAAUGUUCACAACAGACUUGAAUCCAACAGAAACGCCAUUUACGUUUGUCAACUGGCAGUUUGAUAAUGGUUCAAAACCUCAAUUCAUAAUUAUAUCACAGUCUACUGGAGACACAACUGCACCAGAAUAUGAAGGCAGGAUCACUCUCUUCAGAUCAACUGGAUCUCUGGAACUAAGGAAUCUGAAACUCAGUGAUAGUGGAGAGUACACAGUUACCAUUCAAGAUGGAAUAAAUCAAAAGACAGGACGCACCAUACUGAAUGUUUAUGAACCAGUCUCCAAUGUAAAUGUCUCCCCACUAAGUUCAGACCUGAUUGAGUUCAGCAGCUCUGUCAGUCUGUUCUGCUUCUCCUCUGGAUUUUCUCUCUCCUUCCUCUGGAUGAAAGACGGCUCUGAGGUCACAGCCAGUGACAGAGUUCAAAUCAACACAAAUGACGAAAACUCCAAUCUGACAAUAGUAAAUGUGAUUCGAAAUGACAAGGGAUCAUACACCUGUCGCGUAUCCAAUCCUGCCAGUUCUUUCAUCAGUAAUCAAGUAAACAUCUCUGUCAGUUAUGGCCCAGAGAAAGUCAACUUAGAAUCACCUUCUCAAAAAUAUCCAGAAGGGUCGAACAUCCAUCUGUCUUGUUCAGCUGACUCAAGACCUAAUGCCACUUUUGAAUGGUUCUUUAAUGGAAACCUGUCUGGUUCUGGAUCUGAGCUCAAACUCACCAAUGUUCAGAAGGAUCAGAGUGGAAACUACAGCUGUCGGGCUUUAAACAGCAUAACCUCAAGAUAUCAAACAUCUCAACUUUCACCUAUCUCUAUAGUGGAUGCUAGUAAACCUGCAGGCCUCGUUGGUGGCGCCAUUGCUGGAAUAGUAAUUACAUGUUUGUUAGUUGUUGCUGCAGGAGCUGCUGGAGGCUAUUUCAUCUACAAAAGAAGAGAAAAUGUGAAACCUGCAUCACAUUCAGGCACAACAGAGCAACAACAUGAUUAUGAAAACAUGCCAAGAAUAAAGAAAAAUAAGGAAGAAGGUCAUGUUUAUGAGAAUUUUGCAGUUACACAAAGAAGUAAAGAACCAGAACAUGUGUAUGAGGAAAUGGCACCAAUAGAGAAGAAAUAAAAUUAACAGCUUUGGGUCCUUUAAAGGUGAGUUCUGAAGUAGGAAUUUGCUAAAAAAGGAAACAGUUUAAAGUACUUGGAUACAUUGUAAUUACUUUAUAUUUUAAAAAUACUCAACAGUUAAGUAUUUUUAUAAAGCCUUGUGGUGGUACGAAGUUAAUCAUUGCACUAAUAUUUUUUCUUGUCACACAGAUGAUCAGAGAGAAACACAUGAUACAACAAGAAGAAACUGAUAAUGUUCUGCUGUAUUUUUGCCUUUUGGGUUUAUUCCUAUUUAUCUCCUUGCUGAAAGUUUUAAAGUCUUACAACAAUAAAUCAAAUAUGUAAAGUUUUAUACAUUCUUCAAACAUUGUUAAAAUGUUUACUACCUCCAUAUUGAUCUAGAGUAAGAAAAUAUUUUUUUAAAAAAGCUUUAUCAAUGCAAGUCUUUGACAAGAUUUGGUUUCAGCUUUGCUAUUCAUUUAUUGUUGACUGUAAUGAUGCUAAGCCUUGACUUUUCAACCUUUUGAACCUCUGCCAUUGACAUGACUGUAAACUUAUCUUAUUGGUUAUUUGGGUCCGGUUAAGUUAUUUGAAAAGGAGUGCUAUAUAUUGUCUCACCACAAUUUGUGAGAUGCUGUGUUGCAUCUCACAAAACAUAAAGAUGUUGUUUUGCUAAAAAGAGGAAGUGGUAGAGACAAAAGUAAAUGAGAACAACAUAUUCAGGGAACGUGGCUCAGUGGUAGAGCAGAAGCACCAAAUAUGGAGCCUACAGUUCUCAUUGCAGAUGACCUCAUUUCAGUUCCAGGUUCAGAACAAUUUGAUGCAUGUCUUCCCCUUGUCUCUCUGCCUUUCUUCCUAUAAGCUACUGUUGAAUAAAAACUACUAUUGCCAUAAAAAACUCUUUCCUCUCCUCAGCCUUUAGUUUAACUGAUUGGUUUGAGUACAAACCUCUGUUGUCUGCAACUAGUUACAGCUCUGUUCUCUUAAACAGCUGUCAUCCACCUCCCUCUAGUGUUCAGCAGGAAAUGCAAAAAAAGUUCUGAUUUAUCAUCUUGUUAUUUUAGACAGUUAAACAGUUCAGACCUCAUGUGUCAUCACUAAUUUUAAUUCAAAGCCUCAGGAUCAAGAAGCUUUAAAACAAUCUGUUUAGUGGCUCUUUGUUGUUGUCAUGAUGGCCUUUUAGACUUUCAUUGAAAUAUCUCUGCUUUUAUUGUGUUUUUGGAAUGAAGUUAAAAAUAAAUAUUAAAGAAGAAACUGGUUUUGCCUCAUCAUUAUGAGGUACAUAUUUCAGAAAUAUUAGCCUGUUUUUAGUUUCCAUUAUUCAUCAUGUACUAAAUUACAAUUUAAAUGGAAAUCAUAUACACUGCAAAAAAACAAAAUCUUACCAACUUUUUGUGUCUAGUUUCUAAUGUAAAUAUCUUAGUACACUUAAAAUAAGACAAAACUAACUUACAAAUAACUGCUCAGUCAGUAAAAGGGGCUUUCUUGAUGAAAAAGUAUUUGUUCCACUGUCAGAUUAUUUCACUUAUAACAUGGGAAAAAUGUCUU